AUGAAGAGAAAAAACAAAGGCAAAAUCCACCCAUCUCCAUCAGCAGCGUCAGCGCCGCCUCCUCCUCCACCUCCUCCGGCGGCCGCAGAGGGAAAAUAUGUCCUCCCCGUUCUCAAUCUCCUCCCCUCUGCCGUUCUGGCACUGGCAUUGGUCCUCUCCCUCGAAGACCAAGAAGUCCUCGCUUACAUGAUCACCCACUUUAUGAAAACACCUGCCGCCGCCGCCGCUACUACUUCAGCUUCAGCGACGGACACUCCUACAGGCAAGAAGAAGGCAUUCAGAAAGCCGGCUGGCGGCGGCGUAGCGCACAGGCCACCCAUUUUCCAUUGCGACUGCUUCGACUGCUAUACCGCCUACUGGCUUCGGUGGGACUCCUCCCCCGGCCGCGAGCUCAUCCACCAGGCCAUCGAAGCCUUCGAGGACCACCUGGCCUCCGCAGAGCGGCAGGAGAGAGGCGGCAAGCAGCGGAAGGAGAAGUCAGUUCAACCCCAAAGCGUCCACGGGGGUCCACCUCAAAUGCCGGACGACCAAAAGAGCCCUGCUUUGUCCCAAGGGAAGGACGGAGCUGCCCUGCCGGAGAGAAGGGAGGAGGAGGAGGACGACGACGACUUGGUGGUGGUUGAGCUAAGCGAGGAGCUUCAGGGUGAGCAGGUGGCGGCGGAGGAUGACGGUUGUACAAAUGAGGAGGCGGCGCCGGCGAGGGGCGGGGAGGAGCGCAGGGGGCUGAUAAGGAAGAUGCUGCCGGACGUGGUGGGGCUGCUGAAUUCCCGUUUUUGGAAGCUUUGGAGUCCGAGCGUGUAG
Punica granatum (pomegranate) is the source of this 801-nucleotide messenger RNA. The record is from RefSeq and is a predicted model, not a curated record. NCBI's taxonomy places the organism in Eukaryota, Viridiplantae, Streptophyta, Magnoliopsida, Myrtales, Lythraceae.